Phascolarctos cinereus (koala) is the source of this 1379-nucleotide messenger RNA. NCBI's taxonomy places the organism in Eukaryota, Metazoa, Chordata, Mammalia, Diprotodontia, Phascolarctidae. The record is from RefSeq and is a predicted model, not a curated record.
UUCAGCCAUUGCCCAAGCGAUGGGCAUCCCCUUAACUUCUCAUUCUUCACUCCCAGAAAAGGGCUGCUGUAUUUUUUUCACAUGUAAGUUCUUUUGCUUUUUGUUUUUUCUCUUUUGGGAUACGUAGCUAGUAGUGGUAUUGCCAGGUCAGAGUUUCAUACAGUUGUGGGUAUGGCCUACGGAAGACCUGAGUUAAAUCCAAGUUCAGGCACUUGCUAGCUGUGUGACCCUGGACAAGUCACUUCACCCUAGUUGCCACAUCUAUAAACUGGGCACCAUAAUAGCACCUGCUUCCCAGGGUUUGUGUGAGGAACAGGUGAGACAGUCAAUGUAAAGUACUUAACGGUGCCUAGAACAGAGCAAGCUCCGAGUAAACGUCAGCUGUUAGUUUUAUGUAGUCCAUCUACCAAAAAACCGUCAGUCAUGAGGUAAGGGGAGAUAGGGAGGGGGCGGGGCUCCUGGCAGGAAGGUCGGUGAGGAGAGGGGCAAGCAGGGAUGCAGGACCGCAUUCCAGCCCGGGGGAAGGGACGAGACCUAGGCAUGCGCACAAGGCGCCUCAGCCUCCAGACUACGAUUCCCAGAAGGCCGUGCUAGCUUCAGGGGCAUUAUCCAAGCUCAAGAGCGGGCGGGGCUUCCGUUCAAUUAGGACUCUUUAGGUUCCUUUUCUCUCCGCCUCUUCAAAGCUUGCUGGUUCCGGCGUCAUCUUCUAUAUCCUGGGCUGUAGUGUGACGGGGUGAGCAGGGCCGAGAGCGGGGCGAGGCCCAGGCUGAGUCGCUCUGCCUUCUGUGGCCUCUGCUCUGCCCCAGGAGGACAGCCUAGAGGAAGAGGAAUGGCUCCUGCCCUGACAGCCAGGCCCGGGAAUGAAUCAGUGACAUUCAAUGAUGUGGCUGUGGAAUUCACCCAGGAAGAGUGGGUACAAUUGAAUCCAUCUCAGAAAAAGUUGUAUAAGGAUGUGAUGCUGGAGAACUAUAGGAACUUGGUCUCUUUGGGAUUUCCAGUUUCCAAACCAGAUGUGAUCUACCAGUUGGAAAGAAGGGAAGCAUCUUGGAUGCCAGAGGCAGAUAUUUCAGGAAGCAGCUGUCCAGGGAGCAGAGAAUUUACUGGAGAUAAACCUCCUGAAUGUAAUGAAUGUGGGAAGGCCUUCAAGAGUAAGGCAGCGCUUACUGCUCAUCAGAAAAUUCAUACUGAAGAGAAACCUUAUGAAUGCAGUGAAUGUGGGAAGGUCUUCAGGAUUAAGACAAAACGUUCACUGCAUCAGAGAAUUCAUACUGGUGAAUGUGGGAAGGCUUUCAGGAAUAAGUCAAGGCUUACUGUGCAUCAGACAGUUCAUAGUGGAGAGAAACCUUAUGAAUGUAGUGAAUGUGGGAAGUCCUUCCAGG